AUGCAUGUCAUGUACACGGAGCCGCCGGCGCAAUAUCGCAGCAUUCAGCCCCAGAGCACUCAUUCUGAGUACCAGCCGGACUCCCCGGCGCGUCACCAGCCAGCCAAGAAGCGACGCGUGCUGAGCCCCUCGGCCUCACACCUAACGCAACAACAAGUACAAACUGACAACACCGGAUACAAGGUAAUGAAGAUACUUCAGCGAGUUUGUUAAGAAACGCUAGGAAUUUUAUGAGAGGUAAAUUUUCGGAAUAUCUGAAUGGUAUUGAUCUGUAUAGCUUUAACGAACGCAU
This is a messenger RNA of Diatraea saccharalis (sugarcane borer), 292 nucleotides long. The record is from the annotation of a GenBank genome assembly. NCBI's taxonomy places the organism in Eukaryota, Metazoa, Arthropoda, Insecta, Lepidoptera, Crambidae.